This is a messenger RNA of Balaenoptera musculus (blue whale), 817 nucleotides long. RefSeq names its product methylsterol monooxygenase 1-like. Lineage: Eukaryota; Metazoa; Chordata; Mammalia; Artiodactyla; Balaenopteridae. The transcript has a single exon. Gene Ontology annotation, biological process: sterol biosynthetic process. Bases 329 to 817 code for a protein of 162 amino acids. The record is from RefSeq and is a predicted model, not a curated record. Gene Ontology annotation, molecular function: C-4 methylsterol oxidase activity; iron ion binding.
CACUUUUACCUGAGAAUCCUCUGCAGGAACCAUUUUAAAAUGCUUGGAACUAUAUGUUGAAUAAUUAUACAAAGUUCCAGAUUGCAACAUGGGGAUCCCUCAUAGCUCAUGAGGUCCUUUAUUACUUGCUCUGUUUACCUGGAUUUUUGUUUCAAUUUAUACCUUACAUGAAAAAGUACAAAAUUCAAAAGGAUAAACCAGAAACGUGGGAAAAUUAGUGGAAAUAUUUUAAAGUACUUCUCUUUAAUCACUUUUGUAUCCAGCUUCUUUGAUUUGUGGAACCUAUUAUUUUACAGAGUAUUUCAAUAUUCCUUAUGAUUGGGAAACAAUGCCACGAUGGUACAUGCUUUUGGCAAGAUGCUUUGGCUGUGCAGUGAUUGCGGAUACCUGGCACUAUUUCCUGCAUAGGCUCUUAAACCACAAAAGAAUACAUAAGCAUAUUCAUAAAAUUUGUCAUGAGUUUCAGGCUCCAUUUGGAAUGGAAGCUGAAUAUGCACAUCCUCUGGAAACCCUAAUUCUUGGAACUGGAUAUAUCAUUGGAAUCAUGCUUUUAUGUGAUCCUGUUAUUCUUCUUUGGGCCUGGGUGACCGUUCAUUUGACAGAAACUGUUGAUGUCCGUAGUGGUUACGACAUUCCUCUCAACCCUUUAAAUCUCAUUCCUUUCUAUGCUGGUUCUCAGCAACACGAUUUCCACCACGUGAACUUCAUUGGAAACUAUGCUUCGACAUUUACAUGGUGGGAUAGACUUUUUGGAACAGACUCUCAAUUUAUUGCCUACAAUGAGAAGGUGAAGAAGGUUGAGAAAAAGACUGAAUAA